Rattus norvegicus (Norway rat) is the source of this 2382-nucleotide messenger RNA. RefSeq names its product COMM domain containing 2 (gene Commd2). The record is from RefSeq and is marked provisional. Bases 60 to 659 code for a protein of 199 amino acids. Gene Ontology annotation, cellular component: protein-containing complex. Lineage: Eukaryota; Metazoa; Chordata; Mammalia; Rodentia; Muridae. The transcript has 5 exons.
GGUCGGAAGUGGUGAGGGCGGGGCCGGCGCCGAGUGGCGAAGUCAGAAGACUUGCUAAGAUGCUGCUGGAUUUGUCCGAGGAGCACAAGGAGCACCUGGCCUUCCUGCCGCAAGUGGACAGCGCGGUGGUCGCCGAGUUUGGGAGGAUCGCCGUGGAGUUCCUCAGACGGGGAUCAAACCCGAAGAUCUAUGAAGGCGCCGCCAGAAAACUCAAUGUGAGUAGCGACACUAUCCAGCAUGGUGUGGAAGGAUUAACAUAUCUCCUCACGGAGAGCUCAAAGCUCAUGAUUUCUGAACUGGAUUUCCAAGACUCUGUUUUUGUUCUGGGAUUCUCUGAAGAACUGAACAAACUAUUGCUUCAGCUCUACCUGGACAAUAGAAAGGAGAUCAGAACUAUUCUGAACGAGUUAGCACCGCGCCUUCCCAGCUACCACAGCCUUGAGUGGCGGCUAGAUGUACAGCUUGCAAGCAGAAGUCUCCGGCAACAAAUGAAGCCAGCAGUGACUAUAAAGCUGCACCUGGACCAGAGCGGCGACCACAGCACUCACUGUCUGCAGACAGACCCGGCUACCCUGCUUCACCUGGUUCAGCAGCUGGAGCAAGCCUUAGAGGAAAUGAAAACAAACCACUGCAGGAGAGUGGUCCGAAGCAUCAAGUAGCCUGAGGUCCCCUUCCUUCCGGCUGGCAGUUCAGGAGUGGCAGUGGUACAUCUGCACUCCAUGGAGCUUCUUUUCCUGCUCGAUCAGAAGCUGAACCACAGUUCCCUUUUGGUGCUAAAUGCAGUCAGCCUCUUGACAGAUUGAGAACAUUUAGUAUUUGAAGUGUGUAAAUAGGAUGGACCAACUAAAAUGAAUCAGUACUGUUCGUGUGUUCUGUGUAUAUGGGACUCUUUGGACUUGGAUAUUUUCUUAUCUGCUUUAUUUCCUUUGUCCUCGAUCAAAAUUUGAAAAUAAAAUUCACUGUUACUACUUAGAACUCUUUCUAGACAGUUCAGUAUCUUUGCUUCUAAAAGCACUAUACAAUUACAGCCAUAGAAAAAGGCAAAUAGGACUUUUACAAGCUUUUCUAUAUUGUUACAGGUAGUGUGUGUAUUCUUGUUUGUAUGUAAAGAUGAUAAGUAGCAUUUACCAUAUUGCUUACGUUUGAGUCAUGGGGGCUAAUUGAUGUAAGUGAUAUACAAAUUUGUGUGAUCCUAAUGUACAUUUUAUCAGGGACUAAAGUAACUAAAAGGCACACCAUUGUUUAGAUUUAUAAACAAUGAUGUAAGAGUAGACUAAUCAAUUCUUUUUUAUAUUUGCUUAUUUAGUGUGUAUGAGUGUUUUUGCGUACAUGUAUGUCUGUGUACCACAUGUGUUCAGUGCACACAGAGGCUAGAUGAGGUAUUGGAUCACUUAGAGCUAGACUUAGAAAGCGCUUUGCUUCCGUUGUGUGCUGAGGCUCAAACCCAGGUCUUCUACAAGAGCAGUCAGUGCUCAUAAUCACCAAACCAUCUCUCCAGCCCCAAAGUAGGUUUUGUUUUUUAAUAUUUAUUUUGUUUGUGUGUGUUUAGAUCCAAAGUCUAAAGUUAGUGAGUUAGUUUUCUCUUCCUAUCCUAUGGCUCUUUGGGAUAGAAUUCAGGUCAUCAGGCAUAUUGACAAAAACUUUUAACCCAGUAGUUAUCUUAAAUACAUAGACAUAAUUUUUAAUUACACCAAGAACUAAGUUAAUGAAGCUGCCACAUUAACAAACCCACAAGCGAAGGAAACCAUGAUUUAGCAAUGCAUGUCACUGGGUUUAAAGGUAGCCUGCCUGCCAGUCUAUGUGAUAGCUCUGUGAGGUUCACUGUCUACAGCUGACAGCAGAUGAGCUGGACUGGCCCCACCAGUAUUGAACUGUUAGCCUGUGUCCCUCCAAUCGACCUUUCUUCCACCUCUUGACUCAUUGCUCUUUGGCCAAUCAAAAGAUGAAAGAAUUGACACGGUGGUGCAUGACUGUAAUUCUAGUGCCUGGGACAUCUCUGAGUUCCAAGGCCACUCGGUCUGCAUAACAGAUUCUAGGCCAACUAGUCCCUGUCUACACAGACACACACACACACACACACACACACACACACACACACACACACACACACACCCAAGAAAAAAGCAUAUGCUACUUAAAAAAGGAAGAGAAAAAUCCAGUUCUCAUGACUGUUCUCUGUAUGCAUUUUAUCUGUGAUGAUGGGCUCUCUUGGGGACAAAGAAGGAUCGUUAGUAAUCCCUUUCCCCUCCCUGUACACACCUCUUAGAUCUUGUACACCAUCAAGUAAGCAUAUCCCUUUGUUUUUCUCAGACAUUGUUUUAUGACGCAUUUGGUAAUUUUCAAUUCUUAAUAACUUUUUAAAAAUAAAUUAGCAUACAAAUG